Molecule: messenger RNA, 13233 nt
Organism: Notothenia coriiceps (black rockcod)
Lineage: Eukaryota; Metazoa; Chordata; Actinopteri; Perciformes; Nototheniidae
Product: neuroblast differentiation-associated protein AHNAK-like
Exons: 6
Biological process (GO): regulation of RNA splicing; peripheral nervous system myelin maintenance
Cellular component (GO): nucleus; cytoplasm
Molecular function (GO): protein binding
Source: RefSeq, a predicted model, not a curated record
GUGCUGGUCGGAGGCUAAGAGCACCAGAGCCUGGUACAGAGGACGAUUCAACAUGUGACGAGCCAUCUCAGUUCACAGAGAGAGAGCGACCACGGCCUCAAGGGUCGUCCCCCGUCGAGGAGUAUCCUGAAACGGAAAAAUACACCGACAGUGACAAAGAGUGCGAAGCAGACCAUGACCAUUACCACAAAAGUGGGAGUGGAAAGAAAAGUAAAAAGUCUGGGCUCGGGUCCAUGUUUGAAAAGCGCUCAACUCCAAAGAUGAGUAAACUGAAGGAAGACCACAGCCCUGAGUCUGGGGUGAUGGUGAAAACAGCCCAAGAUGGAUGUUCAGAGGGUCUUGUUUAUGGUGGAGGAGGGAGAGAGGGAAUAUUCAUAAAAGAAGUGGUACCAGAGUCACCUGCCUCAAAUCUGAAACUAAAAGAGGGUGAUCAAAUUCUGAGUGCCACUGUUUAUUUUGACAACAUGUCAUACGAGGACGCCAUUCAGAUUCUGGAGCACGCUCAGGCUUACAAAGUAAAGCUCUGCUUGAAACGCACACCAGUCAUCACAGAGACGGAACCAGUCACCGAAUCUGACGUCAUCCCUGAAGAAGAUGUCUACGCUCCAGAGAUGAGAGAGAAUGGAAAAACCAAAAGGCGUAGUGAUGCCCGCAUUUCUUGGCCUAAGUUUCCCUCCUUUGGAAAAGGAAAAAAAAAGUCUCGCUUUUCAAGGUCUCACAGCUCCUCAGAGGCUGAGGAGCAAAGAAAGCUUGAGCUUAGCCCCACUACAAGCGAUACUGAGUCCCCUAUAAAGUCUCAGGAUGCCCUGAAGGGCAAGAAGAAGCAUAAAAUAAAGCUUCCUCUUUUGUCAAAGAGAGGUCGCAUAAGUUCAUCAGAAGACCAGGACACAGAUGCACCAACAACUGCGCAGUUGGUUUCCCCUGAGACCCUUGGAAGUCCCUCAGGAGAAUCACCUCAGGUCUAUGUGACAGAGGAGCUAAAGGUAUUUGAAGACUUAAGAUGGGAGGAAAAAGAGCCUAAAACUGUUCAACACAAGGUGGAACUCAUCACUAUAGAUAGCACUUUGAAAACAGAAGAUGUAACCUUGGCUCUAGCAGGUGAAGAAAGCUCCUCUGGUGUCAAGUCCCCUGAUGGGAAGAAAAAGAAGAAAGAGCGGUCUGAAUUAAAAAUGAAAAUUUUGGGGAAGGAUAAAUCACACAAGAAGGAUGCAAAGCCAAAAUCAUCACCAAAAAGGCUGAAAACGCUUGGGGCAAGUAUUGAAACAGCAGACCAAUCUGAAAAUAGAAAAGGAGAUCAACCAGCACUUGAUGCCAAUACCCAAAUAAUCAGCAGUGAUAGCUCAAGGGUAAUCCAAGCCAAAUCAGAGGGAAUAAAUGUACCAAAGGUGGAACUUGAAGUAUCUGAUGUUACACUGAUACAAAAAUCUCCACAGAAAGUUGAAGAAAAAACUAAGACAGGCAAGGACAUUAAACAGAAACAAGAAAUAAAGACAGGUCCAACAUUUAAAAUGCCUAAAAUAGGUUUUAAUGACAUUGCAAAAGUUGAUGUAAAUGUUGGAGAAUGCACAACAAAAACUGAGCAGCUUACUACUGAGGGUACAGAAGAGAAAGUAGAUCCUUAUGACCGACUGUCAAAAAGUAUUUCCAAAACAAAACUUCCAAAACGUGAAGAUAUUGAGAUUCCAGGUAUGGAGGACAUGUCUAUGAGAACCACAGCCAAAGGAAUUAAAGUGCCUAAAGCUGUUUUUACAGGCCAUUAUGAAAAGAUUCAAGCUGAAACUGCACAAAUGUUGAUUGAUGUGGACAGCGUGAAAGAGGCAGUUUCUAAAUUGCCUGGAUUUAAGCUGCCUAAGGUUGACACAAGUGGAAUGCUUAUUCCAGAAGAAAUUACUGUUAUAGACGCAAAUGCACAGAGAAUAUCAGUGAAAACACCGACUAAAACGAAACAGGGCGCACACUUCAGUAAGGCGGACAUCACUGCCACUCAUGAAAUCUCCAAAACAACAAUCAAACUCCCAAAGAUCACACCAUCUUAUCUUACUUCAGAGGAAUUUGUAAUGGAGACCAAGGUAGAUCUUAAAAAAACUGAAAAGGAAUACAAAACUGAGCCUAAACAAAGUGGCGAAGCGGUAAAUAAAAGAGAACAUAUCCUAAUCCCUGGAAAGGAAAGUGAACAAGAAGUGGUGAAUCUUCUGACACAAGAAACACAAGACGACAAAUCAAAGAAGGCAAAGAAAAAGAUACCGAGCUUUGGGAUUGGAAAACCAGAAAUAAAAAUCCCGGAUGUUGGAAUUCACUUUCCAAAACAAAAUAUCUCUGAGCAAAAAGGUGACAACGUAAAAGACGAAAGGACUAUAUUCCUCCAAGAAGUACAAAUAUCAAAGACAAACACAAGUACGAAGAUUGGAGAAGUCACAUCUGAUGUCAAAGUACCGGAAAUUGAAGGCAUUGAAUACAUUGAUUCAGCUGAAGGAUCACCAGCCAGAAAUGAAAGUGGCAUUGGGUUUACACGUUUUGAUGUUAAUCUUGAUGCUGCACGCCCAAAGGCUGAGCACACAUUUAAACUGCCCAAAUUUGGAGCAUCAACUCUGAUCAUCAGCGAAAAUGUGUCCGAUGCAGACAAGGACAUAAAUAUUGAUGGGGCUGAGAUACAAAUACUUGAAAAAGAGGAAAAGAGUGGCAAGUUCAAAAUGCCAAAUGUUGACAUCUCCAUGCCAAAAAUAAAAGGUCCUAAAAUUGAUUUAAGCCUAUCAAAAAAAGAUGUAGAUGUCACACUACCAGAAUCUAAAACUGAGAUUAAACGCCAAGACAUUUCUGAGGUUGACAUCAAUGUAGAGGCUUCUAUACAAGAGCGAAAGAUGGAGGUCAAAAAACCUGAAGUGGAAAUCCAACCAAGGCAGCCUGAAGGUGAACUUGAUGGACAAGGAAGCAAGUUCAAGAAACCAAAGUUUGGAAUCGCGACCGCAAAAGUAAAAGGACCUGAAAUUCACUUUGGCUUAUCAAACAAAGACCAAGAUAUGACACUUCCUGAAGCCAAGGCUGAAGUAAAAGUCCUUGAUGCUCCUGAAAUUGAUGUCAGUCUUGGAAAAGCUGAUGUUUCUUUUCCAACGUGGAAAACGGAAGUCCCUUCAGUAGAUAUGAAAACUACAGGAACUGAAGAGGACGGGAAAGGAAGCAAAUUUAAAAUGCCACAUCUUAAUUUCUCUAUGCCAAAAGUGAAAGCACCUAAAAGUGAUUUAAGCUUACCAAAGACAGAAGUAGAUGUAAAAUUACCAGAGACAAAAGCUGAUGUAAAACUUCCAGGGGUUGAUGUUGGAAAAGUAGACGUUUCAAUUCCAGAGGUUAAGAUGGAGGUUAGAAAACAUGAAACUGAAAUGCAGUUAUUGCCUGGUGAAGUUGAACUAGAUGGACAGAGAGAAAAGUUCAAAAUGCCAAAGUUUCAAAUCAAAAUACCAAACGUAAAAGGGCCAGAAUUUGACUUGAGCUUGUCGGGGAAAGACGUUGAUGUCUCAUUACCCCAGUCAAAAGUUGAGGUAAAACACUCGGAUGUCCCUAAAGUUGAUGUCAGUCUUGAAAAAGCACACAUUUUGAUGCCGGAUGCAAAGGCCAAAGUUAAAGAAAAUGAUCUUGAGAUGAAAGCUUUGCAGACCGAACCUAAAGGACAAGGAUAUAAGUUCAAAAUGCCAAAGUUUGGAAUUUCCAUGCCAGAGGUAAAAGGACCUGCAUUUCAUCUAGGCUUAUCAAAGAAAGAUGUAGAUGUCACACUACCAGAAGCCAAAGUUGAGUUCAACCUCCCUGAAGUAAAACCAAAACUACCUUCUGCUGAAAUGCCUAGAGUCAAAGGGCCAUAUGUAGACUCAAGCUUAUCAAAGAAAGACACAGAUAUUACAUUUACAGGGACCAAAGCUGAAAUCAAAUUCCCAAAGGCCCCUAAAAUGGAUGUCAGUAUUGAAAAAGCAGAGGUUUUCAUUCCAGAGGCAAAGGUGGAAGUAAAGAAACCUGAAAAGGAAAUAAAACUUUCCCAGACUGGAAUUGAACUCGAAGGAAACAGAGGCAAGUUCAAAAUGCCAAAGUUUGGAAUCACAAUGCCAACUUUUGAAGGACCUGAGAUUGAUUCAACCAUCUCAAAGACAAAUAUAGAUGUGAAAAUACCAGAGGCCAAAGCUAAGGUUGAACUCCCAGAAGCUCCUGAAAUUGCUGUGGAAAUAAAACCACCAGAGUACGAGUCAGAAAGGGAUGGGAAAGGAAGCAAGUUCAAAAUGCCAAAGUUUGGAAUUUCAAUGCCAAAAGUAAAGGGACCUCAAAUUGAUUUAAGCAUUCCAAAGAAAGAUAAAGAUGCGACGAUGCCAGAGGCUAAAGCUGAAGUUAAACUCCCAGAUGCUCCUAAAAUUGAUGUGGAUAUUAAGGCGCCAGAGUGUGAAGCUGAAAUGGAUGUGCAAGGAAGCAAGUUCAAAAUGCCGAAGUUUGGAAUCACAUUUCCAAAAGUAAAAGGACCUGAGAUUGACUUAAGCAUUUCAAAGAAAGAUGUAGACGUGACUCUACCAGAGGCUAAAGCUGAAGUUGAUCUCCCAGAAGCUCCUAUAAUUGAUGUGGAUAUGAAAGCACCAAAGUGUGAAGCAGAAAUGGAUGUACAAGAUGGCAAGUUUAAAAUGCCGAAGUUUGGAAUGAAAAUGCCAAAAGUAAAAGGACCUCAAAUUGAUUUAAGCUUCUUAAAGAAAGACGUAGAUGUGACAAUACCGGAGGCUAAAGCGGAGGUUGAACUUUCAGGAGCUCCUACAAUCGCGGUGGACAUGAAACUACCAGAGGGAGAAGCAGAAAUGGAUGGACAAGGAAGCAAGUUCAACAUGCCAAAGUUUGGAACAUCAAUGCCAAAAGUAAAAGGAUCUGAAACUGAUUUCAGCUAUUUCAGAGUCACAGUACCAGAAAACAAACUCCCCGAUGUUGAACUAAAACAACCUUCUGCUAAAGUGGAAAUCGAAGCACCUGAAAUUGAAGCUCAAGGAAGCAGUAAGAAAGGGUCACCUUCAAAAUUUAAAAUGCCCACAUUUAAUUUUCCUAAAUUUGGGGCUGCCACUCCAAAUCUCAGCGCUGAAGUACCUGACAUAGAAAAUGAAAUCAAAAUAGGUGGCGCAGACUUGCACAUAGCUGUGCCCCACACAGAUGUUGAUGCACCAGACGUUAAAGCAGAGGUCCGGCUGCCAGAGAUUGAAGUCAAACAUAUUUUAGGCACUGUUGCGAUAGAGCAACAGCCAGAGGUUGAGAUUGAUGCAAAAUUGAAAAAGCGAAGGUUUUCAAUGCCCAGAUUCUCUUUUUCAAAAGGAAGUGUUAAAGCCCCAGAAGUUGAUGCAAACGUUCACGAUGUGAAUGUUGCAAUUCCAGAAGGAAAUGUUGAAGUGAAAGGAGGGGAAGUUGAAACAAAACUACCAGAAUGUGAAGCAGAUGUUGACAGGAAGGGAAGCAAGUUUAAAAUGUCGACAUUUGGAAUCACAAUGCCAAAGGUAACAGGAACUGAGAUUGAUUUGAGCUUAUCAAAGAAAGAUGUAGACAUCACGCUCCCAGAAGCCAAAGCUGAAGUUCAACUUCCAGAAAUCAAAAUAAAACAACCAUCUGCUUCCGUGGAAAUUAAAGCUCAUGAGAUUGACGGAAAAAAAAUAGGUGAUUUUAAAGGAUCACUGUCAAAACCUAAAAUGCCAACAUUUACAGUACCCACAUUUGGAGCUGCUACUUCAAAGGUCAGUGUGGACAAACCUGAUGUGGAUUUACACAUUGACGGAGCUACAGUUGAUGUCACGGCACCCAGCAUUGACACUGAAGGCCUAUCUGUAGAUAUCAAAGCUAAAGAAAGUGACAUUGAAAGAUCGGGAAGCAAGUUCAAAAUGCCAAAGUUUGGCAUCUCAAUGCCCAGAGUUAAAGGACCUGAGCUUGAUUUAAGUUUAUCAAAGAAGGAUUUAGAAGUCACAUUACCAAAAUCCAAAGCUGAAAUCAACCUGGCCAGUGUUGAAAUCACACAACCUGAAGUGGAAAUCAAAGCUCCUGAGAUCAAGGUUGCAACAAAGGAUAAAGAAGGAUCACCAUCAAAAUUCAAGAUGCCGACGUUCAAAUUACCAACAUUUGGUGUUAAUAUUCCGAGUGCCUCUGUGGAAGUAUCAGAAAAGGACAAAGACAUCAGAAUUGAUGGGGCUGACAUUACAAUUCCUGAAGAAGUGCUUGCAGUUCAUAUUACAGCACCCAUUGUUGACACUGAAGACCCAUCCAUAGUUAUCAAAACUGAAGGGAAAGAAAGCAAGUUUAAACUACCAAGCCUUGGUUUUUCUGGGCCUCAAAUUAAACAGCCAGACCUUGAUUUAGGUUUAGAAAAGAAAGAUAUGCAUGUGACUCUACCAGCCAAAGCUGAGGUCAACCUCCCUGAUGUUGGCUUGAAAGAACCUUCGGCCCAGGUAGACAUUAAAGGUCCUCAGAUCAAGAUGGGAGAAAAGGGUACAGAAGGAUCACCAUCAAGAUUUAAGAUGCCAUCAUUUAAAUUACCUACAUUUGGAGUUGGUACUUCAAGUGCUACUGUAGAAGUACCAGAUACGGACAGAGACAUUACAAUUGAUGGAACUAACAUUACAAUUUCUGGAGAAGUUCUAGCAGUUGACAUUGCAGGGCCCAGUAUUGAAACUAAAGUUCCAUCAGUAGAUAAAACAGAAACCCAACAGGAGCAAAAAGGAAGCCACUUUAAACUACCAAGUCUUGGUUUUUCUGGGCCUCAAAUCAAACUGCCUGAUAUGGAUUUAAGCUUAUCACAGAAAGACAUACAUGUGACUAAACCAGAAGCAACAGCUGAUGUCAAACUCCCUGACGUUGGACUGAAAAAACCUUCUGCUGAGGUGGAACUCAAAGGUCCUGAGAUCAAAGUUGUAAAGAAAGGAUCAGACGGAUCGACAUCAAAAUUUAAGAUGCCAACAUUCAAACUACCCAAAUUUGGAGUUAGUACUUCAAGUGCUGCCAUAGAGGUGCCGAAUACAGACAAAGAAAUCAAAAUUGAUGGAGCUGACAUUAAAAUUCCUGAACAGGUGCUUGCAGUUCACAUUCAAGCACCAAGCAUUGACACUGAAGGCCCAUCAAUAGAUAUUAAAACGACAGGAACUGAACAUGGAGAGAAAGGAAGCAAGUUUAAACUACCGAGCCUUGGUUUUUCCGGGCCUCAAAUCAAACGUCCUGACAUUGAUUUAAGCUUUUCAAAGAAAGAUGUUGAUGUUACACUACCAGAGGCAAAAGCUGAAGUCAAACCCCAUCAAUUUGGAUUAAAAGAAACAACUGCUGACAUUGAAAUGAAAAGUCCUGAGAUUAAGGUUGAGCCAAAGGGUAAAGAAGGAUCACCAUCAAAAUUUAAGAUGCCAUCAUUCAAAUUGCCAAAAUUUGGCAUUGGUCUUCCGAGUGCCACUGUGGCAUUGCCCGAUACGGACACAGACAUAAAAAUCGAUGGAUCUGACAUAAUAAUUCCUGAAGAGGUGCUUUCAGUUCACAUUACAGCUCCCAGCAUUGACAAUGAAGGCCCAGCAAUUGAUAUUAAAACUACAGGAACUGAACAUGAAGGAAAAGGAACCAAGUUUAACGUGCCAAGCUUUGGUUUUUCCGGGCCUCAAAUCAAACGUCCUGACAUUGAUUUAAGCUUUUCAAAGAAGGAAGUCGAUGUAACACUACCAGAAACAAAAGCUGAAGUCAAACUCCCUAAAGUCGAACUCUCUAAAGUUGGAUUAAAAGAAACUCUUGCUGAAAUUGAAAUUAAAAGUCCUGAGAUUAAGGUUGAGCCGAAGGGUAAAGAUGGGUCACCAUCAAAAUUCAAGAUGCCAUCAUUCAAAUUACCAAAAUUUGGAGUUAGUCUUCCAAGUACCACUGUGGCAUUGCCCGAUACGGACACAGACAUCAAAAUCGAUGGAUCCAACAUUACAAUUCCUGAAGAGGUGCUUGCAGUUCACAUUACAGCACCCAACAUUGAAACUAAAGGCACAUCAAUAGAUAUUAAAACUACAGUAAGUGAACAUGAAGGAAAAGAAAGCAAGUUUAAACUACCAAGCCUUGGUUUUUCUGGGACUCAAACCAAACGUCCUGACAUUGAUUUAAGCUUAUCAAAGAAAGAUGUAGAUGUAACUCUACCUGAAUCAAAGGCUGAAGUCAAAAUCCCUGUAGUCAAACUGAAAAAACCAUCUGCUGAAGUGGAAAUUAAAGCUCCAGAGAUUAAGAUUGCGACAAAGGGAAAAGAAGGAUCACCAUCAAAAUAUAAGAUGCCAACAUUCAAAUUACCAACAUUUGGAGUUGGUACUCCGAGUGCUACCGUAAAAGUGCAAGACAGAGACAUCAAAAUCAAUGGAGCAGACGUUACAAUUCCUGAAGAGGUUCUUUCAGUUCACAUUGCAGCACCCAACAUUGAAACUGAAGGCCCAUCAAUAGAUAUUAAAACAAAAGGAACUGAACCUGAAGGAAAAGGAAACAAGUUUAAAAUGCCAAGUCUUGGUUUUUCUGGACCUCAAAUCAAAGGGCCGAACAUUGAUAUAAGCUUAUCAAAGAAGGCUGUAGAUGUGACUCUACCAGAAGCCAAAACUGAAGUCAACCUCCCCCAAGUUGAAAUAAAAGGAGAAUCAAAAGCUGAAGUCAAACUUCCUGAUGUUGAAACAAUAGAGGGUGAUGCCAAGUUGAAAAAGUCAACUUGGACAAUGCCAAGAUUUUCCUUUUCAACGGCAAGCGUUAAGGCACCUGAGGUUGAUGUUAACGCUGAUGCCCCAAAAGUUGACGUUACACUACCAGAGGUCAAAACAGACGUAUAUAUUCCAGAUAUUGAUAUCAAAGAAACCUCAGGUAUUUCAAUGGAGGGGGCACAUUCCACAGACAUAGAUGCCAAAAUGAAGAAGCCAAGGUUCUCAUUACCCAGAUUUUCAUUUUCAAAGCAAGGUUCUAAAGAGUCUAAAGUUGAUGUUAGUGUCCCAAACGUUGAUGUUUCUCUUCCAGAAGGGAAUGUGGAAGGUAAACACCCUGGUGUUGAAGUGAAGCCACAAGAAGGUGAUUUAGAAUUACAGGGGCAGGAAAGCAAGUUUAAAAUGCCAAAGUUUGGCAUCUCAAUGCCCAAAGUAAAAGGACCUGAAUUUGAUUCAAGUGUAUCAAAGAAAGAUUUUGAACUGACAUUACCUGAAACUAAAGCUGAAAUUAACCUGCCCAAUGUUGAAGUCAAAGGACCUGAAGUUGAAAUAAAAGCUGCAACAAUGAAUACUGAAGGAUCACCAUCAAAAUUGAAGAUGCCUACAUUCAAUUUACCAACAUUUGGAGUCGGUAUUCCAAUUGCCUCGGUUGAAGUGCCCGAUACAGACAAAGACAUCAAAAUUGAUGGAACUGACAUAACAAUUCCUGAAAAGGUUCUUGCAGUUCACAUCACAGCACCCAGCCUUGACACUGAAGGCCAAUCAAUAAAACAUGAAGUAAAAGGCAGCAAGUUUAAACUGCCAAGUCUUGGCUUUUCUGGUCCUCAAACCAAACGGCCUGGCAUUGAUUUAAGCUUAUCAAAAAAAGACGUAGAUGUGAUUCUACCAGGAGCCAAGGCUGAAGUCAAACUUCCUGAAGCUGGACUGAAAGACCCUUCCACUGAAGUGGAAAUUAAAGGUCCUGAGAUCAAGAUUGCAACACAGGGUACAGAAGGAUCGCCAUCAAAAUAUACAAUGCCAACAUUUAAGUUACCAAAGUUUGGAGUUGGUACUCCAAGUGCUACCGUAAAAGUGCCUGAGACUGACUUCAAACUUGAUGGAGCUGAAAUUCCUGAAGAGGAUCUUGCAGUUCACAUAGCAAAAACCAGCCUUGACAUUGAAGGCCCAUCAAUAGAUAUUAAGGCUACAGGAACUAAACAUGAAGGAAAAGAAAGCAAGUUUAAACUACCAAGUUUCGGCUUUUCUGGGCCUCAAAACAAACGACCUGACAUUGAUUUAAGCUUAUCAAAGGUUGAGGGAGAUGUUACUUUACCAGAAGCCAAAGCUGGAGUCAAACUCCCUCAUGUUGAACUAAAGGAAUCUUCUGCUAAAGUGGAAAUUAAAGCUCCUAAAAUUGAUGUCCAGACAAGUAAUGUUGAAGGAUCACCAUCUAAAUAUAAGAUGCCCGCAUUCAAAUUACCGAAAUUCGGAGUUAGUACUCCAAGUGCUACAGUAGAAGGGCCCAAUACAGACAUUAACAGUCCGGAAGAAGUGCUUUCAGUUCACAUCACAGCGCCAAGUAUUGACACUGAAGGCCCAUCAAUCGAUAUUAAAACUACAGGAACUGAACAUGAAGGAAAAGGAAGCAAGUUUAAACUACCGAGUUUCGGUUUUUCUGGGCCUCAAGUCAAGCAGCCUGACAUUGAUAUAAGUUUAUCAAAGAAAGAUGUAGAUGUAAUUUUACCUGAAACUAAAGCUGAAGCCAAAGAAACUGAAGGUGUCAUUUCAGUGCCAGAUGAACCGGCAGUUGACAUUGAUACCAAAAAACAAGCAACAUGGGCAUUUCCAAGAUUUUCAUUUUCAAGGUCAGCUGGUAAAGCCUCUGACGAUGAACCUGAAACACCCAAAGUGGAUGUCACAUUACCAAAGGCAGAAGCAGAAGUCCAAGGAGGACUAUCAGGGGCCGUUUCAAUAGAAGAGCCUCCUGCUGCAGAACUUGAUCCAAACUUGAAAAAAAGACAGUUUUCCCUACCCAGAUUUUCUUUUUCGAAGUCAAGUGUUAAAGAACCCACGGUAAGUGCUGAGCUACCACAUGUUGAUGUUUCUCUUUCGGAAGGAGAAGUGAUAGUCAAGCAACCUGAAAUGAAAAUAAAAGCUCCUGAGCUUGAAGCUGAACAUGAUGGACAAGGAAGCACAUUUAAAUUACCAAAGUUUGGCAUUGCUCUACCAAAGAUAAAAGGAUCCGAAGAUAUCAAUGCAUCACAGAAAGACGUAGAUAUCACUGUGACAGAUGUUAAAGCCAAAGUCACACUUCCAGAUAUUGAAGCCAAAGAAUAUUCAGCCAGUGUGGAAAUGAAAGAUUCUGAGAUUGAAGCUCAGUCAAAAGGUUUUGGAGGAUUGCCAUUAAAAUUUAAAAUGCCAACAUUGAAAAUGCCGAAAUUCGAAGUUGCUACCCAUGAUGUCACUGUAAAAGCACCGGAUUCAGACAAAGUAGAUGAAACGGAUGGGGCUAAACAUAAGGAGGACAUUACUCUCAUCAUCAAAGGUCCAAGUGUUGAUAUUAAAACGGAUGAGGCUGGCAGCGUUGAUCUUGGAUCUCCAAGUAAAUUUAAAUUACCAUCAUUUAAACUGCCAAAGCUGAGCUUUUCAAGACCCAACGCUGAAGGUGAACAUGUUCCAGUUGACACUGAAUCCAAAGAAGAUCAGCUGAAAAUUGAAGUUGAUCCAAAAGGAGAGAGUAAAUCACAAAAAGUUACUUUGACAUCAUUUGGUGAGAUCAUCAGGAAUUUGGAUGUUGAAAUUGAUGCUGCAAAAUCUGAAGAACAACUUGAAACUUUAAAGGAAGUUCAAGAAACAGUGGAACCAAAUGGAAAGCAGCCAGAGGCAAAGGAAAAAGAAACAAAGCAAGAUACUACUAAAAGUCCUGAGAGGACAAGUUGGCUUAAAUUCCCCAGGUUUGGACUGUCCUCCCCAUCAGAGCCUGCCAAGACCGUUGAAAAAGAGGAGCAGAAGGAUGAAAAGAGCCCAGUAGGGGAAACAUCGGAUGAGGAAAUAAGUCCCACGUCUUCAGUCCAGUCAUCAGACGCCUUUGCUGAUAUUAGCUCUGCAAUGACUAGUGAGCAUCUUGGCCUGUCCUUAUCAUCUCCAACAAAGGUGGUCACAGUCAAGUUCUCUGAUCCCAACGUUGCUUCAGGUCUUGGUGAGAUGCAUAGUAACGUUAUUACUUCUACCACAAGGACUGAGAUUAUCUCGGUUGAGCCGAAAUUGCCUGAGAAAAUCACAAUUUUGUCGUCUGGAGCUUCUUCUUCAUCGGAAGACACGCUCAGACUGGAUUCAGGAAAAUUACAUGUCUUCACAUCAAAUAUACAAGCGACACCAGAAUCACAGUAUGCCAAACUGCUAACUGAUUUCCAAAUCCAAUCAGCAGGAGGCCUUCCCCUAGAACCAGAGGCUUACAAAGCUGCAUCCUGGACUGUCGAAGAACCGGAAAGCGGCAAGAGAACGGUAUACGAGAGGCAUUUAGUUAAGGAAACAUCAAGUGAAAGCAAAGAAACAAUCGUUAUAACUCAACAAAUCACACGUACGUUUGACUCUUCUGAGACAGCUUCAUCCAUUCAACGACUGAAAGACUCUAUGCACUCCGAUAAAAUGAGGUUCUUUGAUGGAGCCGAUGAGUGAAAUGACUUUAUGUAAAUUAUGUCAGAAGAUACAAACCCUUAUUAUCCCGCCUCAGUGGCUGGUGGGCUUUUGAAUAUCACUGUCACAGAAAGCGAGAUAGAAAACAGGUUUGGCAACUGCAAAAGACUGUUAGCAAAUGUAACUUACCAAUCAUAGGAAAUGAUCAGUGUUCAGGAGUUAACUUCAAUCUCUGGUAGCAUGUUGUUGACCUAUAAAGAGAUGGAUUAAUUAAAUGUACAGACAAUGUGAUUUAGUUGUUAAUAAGCUCUAUAAUUCAGUGCUUUUACUUCAAUUUAUGAAAGGACUUCACCAAAUAUCCUUGCUUAUUGUGGUACAAAACUAAAGUAAGCCAUGUGUUUUGCUUCUCAAAACGUAUAAUAUAUUUGUGGUUUCAUAGUUUUAAAUGUACAACAACUGAUCCAAAGUACUUGUGCACUUAUUUAUCGGAUGAUAAUCAAUGAUGCAUUUGAUUUAAAAACUGUUUAUCUGAACAAAAUUGAUGUUACUGACAUUCCAAAAUAUGUUUACAAUAAUUUCUCUGUAAUGUUGACAGUUAAAAACACCUACAAUAUUAUGGGCAGUAGGCAAUAUGACAAAAAAAAAUUAUGUACAUGUAUCUGCAGGAUAUUCUUGUUGCUGUGGCUGAAACGUAAAGAGACAGUAGCAUUGCAAAGCUGAAAUGAAACGCUUAUGAUCAAAAACACCAAGUGUACUGCUACAAACUAUAUUUUUUAUUAAUAUUUUGCUUACAACCUAAUUUGCUACAGUAAAAUAUAUCCAGAGUUUGGUAUCUUUCAAUAUCACUGUACAACGUGGGAAUCUUAAACUAGCAGUGUAAAUAGCUUUUAAUGAAUCCAUGAAUUCUGAUGUAACAUGUUUGCAAAGUUAUACACAAUAAAUA